AUGACGGUUCCCGCGCGCUACGAACAGGCGUUCGGCGCGGAGGACGGACUGGUCGUGGAGUUCCACCAGAUGCAGACGGAGGAGCACACGCACCCGCUCGGGCAGCACGUGUGCCCCGUGGCUCUUGUGCGCCCCGCGGUGCCGCCGCUGCACGCGCGGGGGACCGCGCUCCCCGCCGUCGUGGUGCUGCACCCGACGGGCCUCGGGAUGGAGUCGGUCGCGCCCCUCAUGCGGUCCUAUGCGAAGCGCGGCAUGAUCGCUGCCGCCAUUGACUGCCGGUACCACGGUGCGCGCGGCGUCGAGCCCCCCGGCGGCGGCACCUUGCGCGAGGGGUACGAGGCGGCGCUCGUGGGGGCGUGGCGGGGCGCAGGGCCGGGGGCGGGCGAGCGGCCGUUCCUCCUCGACAGCGUGUGGGACAUCGUGCACCUGAUGGACCUGCUCGAGACGCGCGAGGACGUGGACAGCGCGCGCAUCGGGAUGACGGGCAUCAGUCUCGGCGGCAUGCACACGAUGCUGGCGAUGAUGUUGGACGAUCGCGUGGCCGUGGGGGCGCCGAUGAUCGGCACGCAGGGGUUCAAGUGGGCCAUCGAGAACGAGGCGUACCACGCGCGCGUCGCGAGCAUCCCCAGGGUGUUCGAGGCCGCGGCCGUGGACAUGGGCAAGGAGCAGGUCGACGCUGACGUGGUGCGGGCGGUCUGGAACAAGAUUCUACCUGGGCUGCUGUCUGACGACGGCUACGACGCCCCGCAAGUGCUGCCGGCGCUCGCUCCGCGCCCGGUGCUGGUAGCCCUCGGCGAGCGCGACCCGCGGUGCCCCGUCAGCGGCCUUGCGGCGCCGGUCAAGGCCGCGCAGGCCGCGUACGCAGCCGCGGGGUGUCCCGGCGAGUUCCAGGCGCAAGUGUUUCCGGGCAUCGCGCACGAGACGUGUCCGGAGAUGUACGCGGCCGUGGAGGAGUGGCUCGCGGUGCACCUCGGGGCGCUGCCGGAGGCGCCGCAGGGGCAGCCCAAGCUGGACCGGUGGGUGACGCGGUUGGCGGGGAGCGGGGCGGGCGGGAUGAUGGGCGGGUACCGGGACGAAACGGCGCCGCAGCGGUGA
Molecule: messenger RNA, 1095 nt
Organism: Pedinophyceae sp. YPF-701
Lineage: Eukaryota; Viridiplantae; Chlorophyta; Pedinophyceae
Source: the annotation of a GenBank genome assembly